Ustilaginoidea virens is the source of this 804-nucleotide messenger RNA. RefSeq lists its product as uncharacterized. Gene Ontology annotation, cellular component: cytoplasm. Gene Ontology annotation, molecular function: 5'-deoxynucleotidase activity. The transcript is spliced from 3 exons. The record is from RefSeq and is a predicted model, not a curated record. The coding region runs from base 1 to 804 and encodes 267 amino acids. Lineage: Eukaryota; Fungi; Ascomycota; Sordariomycetes; Hypocreales; Clavicipitaceae.
AUGGCAUCACAAACAAACAAGAAUGGCGUCGGGAAGCCAGAUAUUGCCAACUUGGGCUUCACGCCCAUGGUAAAGGUCUCUGGAGAAUGGCAGGUUGAAAAAGUUCUCGAUGCGAUCCCCAACGGUGCUCCCGAAACAGGCAGUCAGUCACCGCUGGCCUUCUUUCACAUGAUUGAACGGCUGAAAACGACGAAGCGCGAAGGUUGGAGAAGGUUUGGCAUUGAGAGAGGCGAGUCAAUUUCCGAUCACAUGUACCGCAUGUCCAUCAUUUCCAUGUUUGCGCCGCCCGCGCUGGCCAAACGGCUGGAUCUGAACAAGUGCAUGAAGAUGUGCCUGAUUCACGACAUGGCCGAGCUCCUUGUGGGCGACAUUACGCCCGUCGACGGGGUGCCCAAGCCGGAGAAGAGCAGACGCGAGAGCCUGACCAUGGACUUUCUCACCAGGAACUUGUUUGGAAACAAGGACGAUGCCGCGGUCGGCCAGGAGAUUCGCGCGAUUUGGGACGAGUACGAGGAUUCUGCCACGCUGGAAAGCCACUACGUCCACGACAUUGACAAGGUGGAACUGCUCCUGCAGAUGAUGGAGUAUGAGAGACGCGGCGAGGGGACCCUUGAUCUGGGCGAAUUCGCGCGCGUAUACCGCAACAUGACGCUGAGCGAAACCAAGGCUUGGGCAGCCGAGCUGCUCAAGGAAAGAGAGGAGUUUUGGGGGGCUAGGGAGCAUGUCGAUGGAGUCAAGGGCGUGCAAGGUGGCGUGACGGAGGAAAAGGCCAAGAUGCAGGACGAGUACUACGCUAGGGAAUGA